This is a messenger RNA of Truncatella angustata, 2956 nucleotides long. RefSeq lists its product as uncharacterized. The coding region runs from base 419 to 2581 and encodes 720 amino acids. Lineage: Eukaryota; Fungi; Ascomycota; Sordariomycetes; Amphisphaeriales; Sporocadaceae. The record is from RefSeq and is a predicted model, not a curated record. Gene Ontology annotation, biological process: transmembrane transport. Gene Ontology annotation, cellular component: membrane. The transcript has 4 exons.
CGGGGAGCUGACAGGCACCUUCGAUUUGUUGACAACAUAAUAAUAACAGCACUGCCACCACCCGCUUGACGCUAGAAGCUUUGGAAGCUUGGCUGCAAUUCCAUGGCACAGCGGUGACUAGACGCUACAUGUUCCAAGGAUCAGAAGUCUCUAUCGAUUGGCGUCAUCAAAGCAUUGACUUCAAACCAAGCGGUAGCCCCAAUUGUAGCAGCCAACUCUAUACCCGCGUACAGCAUUGAAGCAUCAUCCCAUGUUCAUAUGAGAUCUCUGGCACCAUCGCAUGUCAUUCGGAUGGUAUCCUCUUAACACUGCAGUCCCAAGCACAGGUCCGUACCAGUAGUGCAAACCGCUGGCGACAUGACCUCCGACUCCACUCUAACAGCCGUAUCACCGUCCUAAGGCCUUGAUUCCCCUCGUCAUGGCGGAAAGCAACAGCGCUGAUAUAAUCGAUCUGAAUACCGACAAGAUCAGAGAGUGGCGGUCAAUCGUCAUUCUCAUCGUAUUUGUCCUGACCAAUAUUAAUGUGUUAUUUCCCUAUCACAUUCCUAUAUACGUUCCACGCGUGCUGGUCAAUGCUGGCCUAGAUACACUCGCUGCGCUGAGACUUAUCGCCAAGACAAAUCAUGGCUGUCGAGAUGGCCCUGCAAUCGGCCACUCCGCUGUCAAAGGUGCAACAUUUGUUCUCUUCAGAUUUCCCAUGAACUUCUUAACAGCUCCCUUGGUUGCUGAUCUCUUCCUGCUGGCUAUCUCGGCCAUUGGUGGAGAUGAGGUCUACCAGGGCGUUGUCGAGGCUAACAAUAUCAAGCCGUAUGAUAUUAUGAUAUUCUUCAUCUCGUUAGCAUAUAUCGCCAUCUCCAUUGAUGCUUCUGGACUCAUCAGAUGGUUAGCAUUCAAGGUUCUACAGAGAGGAGGCAGUGCUGGUCACAAACUGUUCUUCUAUCUGUAUUCCUUCUUCUUCGUGCUGGGCAGCUUCAUUGGCAACGACCCAAUCAUUCUAUCCGGCACCGCGUUCCUGGCAUACAUGACUCGUGUAUCGAGCAAUAUCGUUCAUCCCAGGGCAUGGAUUCAUUCUCAGUUUGCCAUUGCCAACAUCGCCUCCGCCAUCCUUGUCUCGUCUAACCCUACCAACCUGGUACUGGCAGGCGCAUUCGGGAUUCGGUUUCUGGACUACACGGCGAAUAUGAUCGUCCCGGUCGUCAUUACUGCAAUAUUCCUUUUCCCAUUACUUCUCUAUCUAAUAUUUAACGAUGAGAAAUUCGUCCCUUCCAAGAUCGAUAUGCAUGAGCUACCUCAGGAAAUCAAGGACAAGAAACCGGUCAACCCAAACAUUCCGCACGCCAGAGGCAAGGCCGAAGAGGAGGAGAACCAGCACAUCAAUGAUGAGCAAGGCAAGGUACUAUCACUGGAAGAGAUCAUGAAUCCUUUUCUGGACAAGGGUGGUGCUAGUUUCGGAGCUUUCAUCAUGGCAGCAACCCUCAUCACUUUGAUCGCGCUGAACGCGUCCGGUCACGAAUGGCCAGUCUUUUACGUCACGUUGCCCGCUGCAGUGGUCAUGCUCAUCUGGGACAUUGCCUACGGUUGGAUACACCGUCAUGAAACUCGAAAGAUUGCUCAAGCUGGCCGACUGGAGGUAGAAGAAGCUCGUGCAAAGCGUGCAAAGGAGGAGGAAGAGUCGAAACAGCGAGACCUGGCUCAGCAGCGCGAUCAUGGAUCUCAAAGCAGGAUGCCUCUAACAGAAACCAAUCCAUCUGGAGAUCACAGCAAUGGUGAUAAUCGUUUUCCCGAGCUCUCGGUUUCUAAUACGGAGAACGAAUAUAGCGAAAAAGGCUCGGAAUCAAGACCGUCGAAAGGGCUGUUCAGGGAUGAGACACCAAACCAAGAACACACCAAAGGCACUUCUAAAUCAAUUGAAGAAGAAAUAGAGAAAGAGGAGAAAGCGGCCGAUGCCCAGACCCGCCCUACACACGACUCCCACACGCUCAGCUCAUAUCUGGCCGACAGAUACAGAUGGUCUCAGGAAACGUUCCCGACGGUCACAGCCGUAAUUUCUCAUUUACCAUUUGCGCUCAUACCUUUCGCGUUCUGCAUGUUUACUCUGGUGCAAGCACUAGUCACAAAAGGUUGGAUCGCGGUGUUCGCAUAUGGCUGGGACCACUGGGUAGGCAAGACAGGAACCGUCGGUGCCAUUGGUGGCAUGGGCUUUCUGUCAGUCAUCUUGUGCAACUUCGCAGGAACGAACAUUGGCACCACCAUUCUUCUCUCACGUGUCAUUCAAUCCUGGGCCAAGAUCCACCAACUGAGCGGACAGCCCAUCACGGAGCGUACAUUCUGGGCUACUGUAUAUGCCAUGGCACUUGGCGUCAAUUACGGGGCCUUCAGCACGGCUUUCAGUGCGUCGCUGGCCGGUCUGUUAUGGCGAGAUAUACUUGCCAGGAAACACAUCCGCGUCAAAAGCCUUGACUUUGCGCGUGUAAACCUACCAAUUAUCGCCAUUUCAAUGACUGUGGGGUGUGCCGUGCUCAUCGGCGAGGUGUAUAUAAUGAGACACGAUGUCGAUUACAACCCAGAGUGGCUCCAUUGAUGAGUCCUGGAAAAUAGACACUUACAUAUAUAGAUGAUUUUCCAUACUUUUAUUAACAGACGCGUUACGUAUGGUGAUCAGCAGUAAGUAUUUCGAUGAUGUGUGAUUUAACGACAAGGAACAGAGCUAACCUCCGUUCCACUGAAAGGUACCUAGUGUGCCCCAGGUGAAUAAAUGAGGCACCGAUUAUUUAUUGCUACGGUACAGCAGAGACCAAAUCUCCUGUCUGUGUUGGGCAGCGAGACGAAACGACGGACAUUUGGUCACGCCCGACUCUGGCUGCUGCGAUAUAGAAAUUUGGAGCUACGCUCAGGAAUCUCGGUUUUAGCGUAGAUAUGCUGCUAGAUCAGGAUAGUCCUCUUCAAUAUUCAUGCG